AUGCAGUACGUUCAGCUUACAAUCAAGCUCAUCACCAAGGCCUUUGAGACAUUUUCCUCAAAGAAGGGAGAGGAGUUUAACAAGAAAGAUGCAAAUAAGAUCUUUAAGGCGCUUGAUGAGGAUGAGGAAGUAGAGAGAUACUACUUUUGUGGAGCAAAGUGCACCAAGUCCAAGCGCAAAUGCAUGAAGGAAGUUGAUGAUGAAGGCAUGCAUUGUUAUGUUCACAAUCCUGCGCGCAAGUGUCAAGGCACAACCAUUAAGGGUGCUAAUUGUGGUAGUGUAGCCAAACUUGGUCAAACAUACUAUGGACGUCAUCAAGAUCAAGAUAGAGGUCACAUAAAACGUAGUAACAACAAGGCACCUGUCGACAAGCGUACCGAGCGUUCCAAGGUGUCAAGGAAGACACAUACGCCUGAGUUUGUGCCUUCAGAUGCUGAUGUGUCUUCCGAGGAUGAAGAACCAAAGAAGCGAAAGAAAAACAAGCAGGAGUCAUCGGAUGAAGAGCCGUCCGAUGAUGAUGAAGAAGAUAUAAUUGCCGUCUCCUUUCCGUUGAGUCCAAAGCGGCCCCUUCAUGUGCAGAGGAUAUAA
Messenger RNA from Linnemannia hyalina, 588 nucleotides. The record is from the annotation of a GenBank genome assembly. NCBI's taxonomy places the organism in Eukaryota, Fungi, Mortierellomycota, Mortierellomycetes, Mortierellales, Mortierellaceae.